AGCCUCGUUUCUUCGGGUCCGUGUUGUGAAGCGAAGGCGCCGAAGGCGCCGAAAAGGAUGUCGAGAUCUAUCAUAUAAGACUCUGUAGAUAGUGGGUUUCCUGUUCUCCUCACUUACCAAGUACACCCACCCGUUCAUAUCCGCAAUGCUCAAGAUCGUACUCGCCGCCGUUGGUGUAGCCUCUGCCGUCCAUGCCGUGGAUAUCACUUCUCUAACUGAGGCUCCAUUCAACUGGGUAUUCCCUCCCGGUCGCGGAUACGCAUCAGACUCCACCAGCGUCUACCCCUGUGGUGGUAUCUCCCCUGGCGAGUCUCGUACCGCCUACCCUGUCACUGGCAGUACCAUCGCCUUCAAUUCCACAUACCCCAUCGUCAACAUGGACGUCUUGUGGGUCAACCAGAGCGACCCCGAGCUGUUCCACGACUUUAGCACCUACACAGACUCGAUCAUUGCCAUGUCUGUUGGAGAGUAUUGCUUUGCCGGGCCCGACUUUACUUCUCUUGGGGUAGAGACUGGCGAGAAUGUCACCAUGUUGGUCAUCUAUGAGCUUGCUGGAAACAAGUCAGCCGAGUACAACUACGCUUGCGCAGAUCUCACUAUCGUCGACGAAAACUCAUUCACCGAGUCCUCCUUCACCUGCGCCAACAGCUCUGUCAUCAUUGACAUUGCCCCUCUCAACGAGUCAAUGGUUUUACACGGCGAAAACUUUACCGGCGACCAGGCUCGAGAGGGAAACGGGGAGACUCUCAGCUUGACUGAACUUCCCACCACGUCGGCUACCACCAACGUCGCUGUCUUUACGGAAAUUCUUGGAGUGUUGUCGACUACUACCUAUGCGCACGGGGGUGCCGUUGGGAGCUCUGCCGCUAGCUCUGCCGCUAGCUCCGCUACGUCUGCUGCUUCCACGAGCUCAUCGAGCUCCUCAUCCUCGUCUUCUGCCUUGAGGCGAUUUGACGUUGUCGGUGUUGCUUCUAUGGUGGCUGCGGUUGGCGUCUCCGCGGCCUUCACUCUUUUUUAGAGGGAUAUGUUGGACGAAGUGUUGAGCGCUACCAAGUUAGUACAUUCGUAAAUUAGUAUAUGGGCGUAAUAUUUCUCUGAGACAGAAUGCAAAGGGAUUUUCGAUAUGUCUGUGGCCUUAGUUGGCUGUGACUUUGAGCUUGUCGGUAGUCGGUCACCUUGGCUUGUGAGUCUUGACUCGAAGGGUGAGUAGAGACGUUCAGAGAUGUAUGGUAUACCUUGGACACGUACAACAAUCGUAUAGCUCCGCACUGCCCACCUUCCCUUCA
Cryptococcus amylolentus CBS 6039 is the source of this 1286-nucleotide messenger RNA. RefSeq lists its product as hypothetical. The record is from RefSeq and is a predicted model, not a curated record. The coding region runs from base 146 to 1018 and encodes 290 amino acids. NCBI's taxonomy places the organism in Eukaryota, Fungi, Basidiomycota, Tremellomycetes, Tremellales, Cryptococcaceae. The transcript is spliced from 3 exons.